This is a messenger RNA of Capronia epimyces CBS 606.96, 1806 nucleotides long. RefSeq lists its product as uncharacterized. Gene Ontology annotation, cellular component: endoplasmic reticulum; membrane. The transcript has a single exon. Bases 1 to 1806 code for a protein of 601 amino acids. The record is from RefSeq and is a predicted model, not a curated record. Lineage: Eukaryota; Fungi; Ascomycota; Eurotiomycetes; Chaetothyriales; Herpotrichiellaceae. Gene Ontology annotation, biological process: transmembrane transport.
AUGCCUCUCUCCGAUUACCUGUCGAGUCCAGUCUCCUUUGCCGGUCGACAGGUUCUCGGCACCCUGGUCGAACGAGAUCAGUACAGCUUCACCGGCAAUGUAAUCGAAACGCUGAAAAAGAAGCCAUCUCGCCAUUCGGGCCACCCAGACUUCGCUCAUCUCGCCCUCCUCGUCUUUGAAGCGGUGCUCGAGGUGGUCUGUGUGAGUCUGCCGGGAUACAUCGUGGCAAGGCAAGGCAUGUUUGAUGCAGAAUCACAAAGAUUCCUAGCGAACCUCAACAUCAUCCUGUUCACACCCUGCCUGAUCUUCACCAAACUGGCAUCCCAGUUGACUGCAGAGAAGCUAGCGGAUCUAGCCAUCAUACCCGUCAUCUUCGUGGCCCAGACUCUGGUAUCGUACCUUUGUGCCUGGGUGAUUGCAAAAUUCCUCGGUUUCAAGAAGCGGCAGAAGAACUUCCUUAUCGCAAUGGGGGUAUUUGGAAACUCCAACUCUCUACCAAUAUCCCUAGUCAUAUCUUUGUCUAAGACGCUGAAAGGACUGCACUGGGACAAAGUGCCACAUGACAACGAUGACGAGGUUGCUGCUCGGGGUAUCCUCUAUCUCCUCGUGUUUCAGCAACUUGGCCAGCUCCUACGUUGGAGCUGGGGCUACAAUGUCCUCCUUGCCCCACCCGACACGUACACCGAAGAAGAAGGCGGCACGAAACAAGUAGACCGACUAGAGAGGGGGAGGGGCCAGUAUCAAGACGAACCGGCUUCAAGCGACGAACAACGCCGGCUUUUGAGCCCCAACUACGACGACAUCGCAGACAGCACCGAGGAGUUUGAGGAAGACGAUGAUCGAACUCGAAUCGGUGCAGAAUCCCCAACGGCGUGUAAGUCCGAUGGCUUCAAAACGCCUCGAACACCGUACAACCCCUCCGCUGAAUCCUCGAGGAACUCCUCUCGGCGAAACCUAAACGGUGCGGCCAACGUGCCGGAUCUGAUGCCUACGCCUACAAAUGGGAUGGCGAGUCUCCAACCUCAUCACGACCACCUCGCACGGCUAAAAGAUCCAGAAAAUCUGAGAUACGAUGAGAACCUUGGUGGCAUCAAGGGAUAUAUCAACAAAGGGAGAAACUCCGUUCGGUAUCACAGCUUGGUUCUGGGCCAUAAGGUCCAGACCAAGUCGCUUAGAGCCUUCGAAUCCCUACCCAAACCUCUGCAGAAAGGCCUGUCCGCAACUUCUUACAAACUCAGACGCUUCAUUGCUGGGGUGUGGGAGUUCAUGAAUCCACCACUCUGGGCCAUGUUGAUUGCAAUCGUUGUUGCUUCGGUGCCUCGACUACAGCACGUUUUCUUCAGCGAGGGGACCUUCGUGCGAAAUUCAGUAACCCGAGCAGUUGAGCAAAGCGGUGCCGUUGCAGUGCCCCUCAUCUUAGUUGUCCUCGGAGGCAACCUGGCGAAGAAUACUAUUCCUCGCGAUGAAAGCGGCACCGUCACUGAUCCUCAGGAAGAGAGGAAGCUGCUGUGGGCCUCGCUUGUCACCCGCAUGGUGUUUCCUACCAUCAUCAUGGCUCCUUUCGUGGCACUGCUGGCCAAAUAUGCUCCUGUGAGUAUUGUAGAUGACAAGAUCUUUGUCAUUGUCGUCUACCUGCUCAGCGGCGCGCCCGUUGCUCUCCAAAUAGGACAAAUCACGACGACCAACAACGUCUAUCCUGACCUGAUGAGCAGGAUUCUAUUCAACAGCUAUGUGAUUUGGAUUCUGCCGUCCACAUUGAUCCUGGUUCUCCUAGCUUUGGAGACGGUUGAGUGGGCAACUUACUAA